UAGCAGGAAGGGCGGGGAAGGAUAACCCUAAAGACACUUAACUACAUCGCGAUCAGCUCUUCAGUUGUCUGUCCGGACAUCAGAGAGAGAUCUGAGCUGUUGGGCAAAACAUGGAACGCGAAAACUUUAGAAAUUUGAGGCGGAUAUGUACAAUGAGGCGGGACAUCAUCAGAGAGUUUUUGGCGGAAUUGCUGGGGACAUUCGUAUUAAUACUUUUUGGUUGUGGUUCAGUGGCCCAGUCUGUCCUCAGCAGAGGGAAGCAUGGAGAAGAUCUCACCGUCCACUUUGGCUUUACUCUAGGAGUGAUGCUGGCUGUGUACAUGGCUGGAGGCGUGUCAGGAGGGCACGUGAAUCCAGCUGUUUCUCUGGCUAUGGUUGUCCUGGGGAAACUCCCAAUAAAAAAAUUCCCUGUCUAUGUGGCAGCCCAAUUUUUAGGUGCCUUUGCUGGGUCUUGUGCUGUCUUCUGUUUGUAUUAUGGUGCCUUUGCUAAUUUUGCUGAUGGAGCUCUGACUGUAACUGGUACAAAUGCCACAGCAGGUAUAUUUGCCUCAUAUCCACGAGAAGAUCUCUCAUUGCUUAAUGGAUUCAUUGAUCAGGUGAUUGGCACUGGGGCCCUGGUCCUCUGCAUUUUAGCCAUUGUAGAUAAGAAAAAUAUUGGGGCACCUAAAGGAAUGGAGCCUCUGCUUGUUGGCCUGAGCAUCCUGGCUAUUGGAGUCUCCAUGUCGCUGAACUGUGGCUAUCCCAUCAACCCUGCCAGAGACUUGGGACCAAGGCUUUUCACAGCUAUUGCCGGAUGGGGAAUAGAAGUGUUCAGUGCUGGACAUGGCUGGUGGUGGGUUCCAGUUGUCGGGCCAAUGGUGGGAGGUGUGGUCGGAGCGGUGAUCUACUUCCUGAUGAUUGAGCUGCACCAACCUGAGCCAGAGAAGAACCCAGAGGAUGACAACAGUGUCAAAGAUAAAUACGAAUUGAACACUGUAAACUAAAAAGAGAGGGAAAGUAUGGUAUCUUUUCCUUCACCGUAGACCUCAGACAAGAAGCGCUGUUAUUGCUGAUCAUGUGUCCUUGUCUGUCUUUUCCUCUAGAAUCUCUUUUACUCUGUCACUGACCAGAGAGCAGUACUCUUUGCAAUGUCUGUUCUUUACUAGUCCUUCUUUUUGUAACUAUUUAGUAUUUGAAUGAAAGCAUGGAGAGUCCCUUUUGCCAAUUACAUUCAUUUUUAAACUGAUAUUGAGCAGCUAUGAAAUAUGGCUAGGGUUAAUUAUCCCUUAUUUGAGCUGUUUUUCAGUUUCAUAACAGGGGCACAACAAUCAGAAUUUUUUGGCUUAGAAAAAUGGAGAACAAUCAAAGUAGAGGGAUAGCACAUGAAGACUGUUCAUAGAUAAAAGAGCACUAGUGUAGAAAACCCAUAUUCAUUAGAAAUGGUCAUUUGUUUUCCGUGAACAUGGAGCUGAGAAAUUUACCUUUUGUGUGAAGUCUGUUUGUUUGUUUUUUGUUUGUUUUUUUGUAGCUUAUGGAAAACAUCCACUGCUUUCUUAGACCAUCAGUAUUUUACAUUGACAAGUGUUACACAACAGCCAGAAGAAGAUUAGGUGCUAAUAUAUCCACCAAAUUAUUACCUCUGGAAUUUAUAUAGAGAUAAUCCUGAUUUUAGACUGGUUUCUCAAAUUAGCAGAUUUUCAUUAACACACUAUGCAGGUUAUGUAGUGAGAGUUGAAGGAUAGGACUAGGAUAGUAACUACUGUAUAUUCUCUUUCUUUCUUUCUUUCUUUUCAUUCUAUCAUGGUAACAUGCACAUAGCAUCAACCUGACGACCAUAUAGGUGCUUCUGGAACUUGCUAUAAGCAGACACAUGCUUUUCUGUAGUUAAAAUGAAGGAUGGGUACUUUACUUUCCACUCUGUUUUCACAAACAUUAGCAGGCAUCAUUGUCAGUAUAUGUUAAGUGGGAAUUAAUCAACAUAACAGAUUAAUGGGCAUUUAACUGCAUGCAUAACUGCUGAUAAGGUAACACGCAUGAGGUAACAGGACAAAAGUUGCAUGGCAUGCUAAUAAUAAACUUGAAAUGAUCAGUUGAUCAGCUUGAGAAGAAAUAAUUUUGUAUUUAUGCUACAGUGUGUCAAAACUUUCAACAAAAGAAUUUCAGCAGUAUUAUUCAAAAUGGUAUUGUGUUCAGUAUACUGCAGGCUUUUUCACAUUUCUGACUUAGUUUAGUUAAAUGAAGGUUACUACAAUAUUUUAAUGCAUCAGAUGCAAUUAUUUUAGCUAUUGUUCGCACUAUUGAUUUUUUUUUAUUAUGUUUGUUACAGUACAAAGUAUGUUUUUUUAAACUUAUUGUUUAGUCAUGUAUUUUUUGCCACUUUAAGAAUAAAUUGAUAGCAAUUGUAUUUCCUAGUUAUUGUUUGUACUGUUCCAACAGUUCCAAUUAUAUUUUGUAAUAUUUUAUUCUUGCUUUUUUAUUUAAUCCUGUCAGUCAUUUCAGUUCAUGGCACCUCUCCUUAAAUGUUUUAUUUUUUACUUUCUACUCUCUCAUAAAUGAAAUAGGAGAUUAAUUCCUACAUUUAAAAUGUUGAAGAUCAAAUGGCCAUUCUGCUAAUGUACA
Molecule: messenger RNA, 2598 nt
Organism: Myxocyprinus asiaticus (Chinese sucker)
Lineage: Eukaryota; Metazoa; Chordata; Actinopteri; Cypriniformes; Catostomidae
Product: aquaporin-9-like
Exons: 6
Coding region: 111-983 (290 amino acids)
Biological process (GO): water transport; glycerol transmembrane transport
Cellular component (GO): plasma membrane; basolateral plasma membrane
Molecular function (GO): urea transmembrane transporter activity; water channel activity; glycerol channel activity
Source: RefSeq, a predicted model, not a curated record